Pestalotiopsis fici W106-1 is the source of this 864-nucleotide messenger RNA. RefSeq lists its product as uncharacterized. The transcript has 4 exons. The record is from RefSeq and is a predicted model, not a curated record. The coding region runs from base 1 to 864 and encodes 287 amino acids. Gene Ontology annotation, biological process: proteolysis. NCBI's taxonomy places the organism in Eukaryota, Fungi, Ascomycota, Sordariomycetes, Amphisphaeriales, Sporocadaceae. Gene Ontology annotation, molecular function: ATP-dependent peptidase activity; metalloendopeptidase activity; ATP binding.
AUGGCCCCCGUACACGCUGCCAACGGGGUUAUCAGCCGCCAAUUAGUGGCCAGCGCCAGGGCAGCCGUGGUUGCUGCCGGUCCGCAGGUCGCUAAGCUCGCCACCCGCGACGUCUUGUCCAGUCGCGGCCUCAGUGUAUCUAGCGAUGCGCAAAAAGUCACCCUCGGCAUAAUUGCCGUCUAUGUCGUCGUGAUUGCAAUUCUAUGGAAUGUACCAUAUGUGCGAUGGAGUCUAUGGCCCUUCAAGAUGCUCGUCAUUGCAUUCCACGAGUUUGGACACGCCAUUACUGCAGUCUGCACUGGAGGUCGCGUAAAGUCAAUUUCGCUGGAUCCUCGUGAGGGAGGCGUCACCCACAUGGUAGGCGGCAAAAGCGCCAUCACGCUACCUGCCGGCUAUUUAGGCUCCUCCCUGAUUGGAGCUCUGCUCAUCUUUUGCGGCUUCGAUAUUGUCGCCAGCAAAGUCGCCAGUAUGGUCCUUGGCGUUUGUUUCCUGCUUACGCUGUGGUGGGGCAAGAGAGAUUGGUUGACGAUCUUGACCGUCCUGCUGGCGGUGGGCCUGAUUGUUGCUUGCUGGUUCAUCGUCCAUGCUGAGCCGCUGCGAUUUGUCGUCCUCUUUAUUGGUGUCAUGUCAUCACUCUACAGCGUCUGGGAUAUCUGCGAUGAUCUAAUCCUCCGCAAAGUCAACAGCUCCGACGCCAGCGUGUUUGCCCAGCGUUACGGCGGCUCUUCUCAGUGCUGGGGUGUCAUCUGGUCCAUCAUCUCAAUCCUUUUCAUGGUGGCCGGCAUCAUUGCUGGAAUUGCAGCAUUCCCAGAAUCGUUCGCCCAGCAGGAGGAGGAUUCUAAGAACUUCUUGCCUACACGUUAA